AUGCCAGAAAUAGAUGUGCCUACUCGUUGGAAUUCAACAUACCUUAUGUUUCAACGAUUCGAAAAAAUCAAGAUAAUGACAGAUAUUCUUGUUGCAAGCCAUCCAAAUCUUCAAGAUAAUUAUUUAACAUAUGCUGAGCAUGAUAUAUUAAAA
Messenger RNA from Ambispora gerdemannii, 153 nucleotides. NCBI's taxonomy places the organism in Eukaryota, Fungi, Glomeromycota, Glomeromycetes, Archaeosporales, Ambisporaceae. The record is from the annotation of a GenBank genome assembly.